CAGUCUCUUUCCUUCAAGCCGCGAUGAUGCGAAUUCAUGCCCGCUUUCUCAGCUCACUAGCAGCCCGCUGCUCAACAUGCUCGCAUUCUCUACCAACAGCCUUGCCUGCAUGCAGCCAGUGUGGCUCAAUCUCGCCUGUUCCCCCAACGACGGCCCAUCAUGACUUGUUCAAUCUUCCAAUUUCUCCCAAUCCAUUCGUCAUCGACCAGACACUCCUGAAGCGCCGGUUUCGAGAGGCACAGGCAGCGUGCCAUCCCGAUUCUUGGACUUCCAAGGGCCAACAUAAGCAAGACAUCGCGCAAGGUCUUUCAUCUCGUCUCAAUGAAGCAUAUCAGACCCUUUCAAAUCCUCUCCGUCGCGCGGAGUAUUUGCUUGAGAAGCAAGGGAUGCCAAUAUCUGAGCACGAGACCUUGGAAGACAUUGAUUUCAUCACCGAGAUAAUGCAGACACGAGAGGACAUUGAAGAAGCAGAGGAUUCGACAGCGCUCUCCCUUGUUGCCGAUCAAAAUCGAGCAACCAUAGACCGGACGGUAGAAGAGUUAGCAAGUGCUGUGGGGUCUGGAUCUUGGGACAAGGUCAAAGAGGAGGCUGUCCGUUUAAAGUAUCUGGAAAGUAUAGACGUGGCUGCUAAGCAAAAGGCAGAAGAAAUAGGGAGUUGAUACUAUCUCAGUCCACUUGUUCUGUGAGAUAGACAUGAUCUAUGCGACUAGAUUCGGACCGAGAAAGUAAAAAAUCCUGCGUGACGAAGAUACUGUCACACUUGCUCUUUGCUUGACCAGUUCUCUGUCCCUGUCUAUGAGCUUUGGGUUGAUCGUCCAGCACAGGCGUCGCCUUCUCAUGCAAUUUGAGAAGCACAAGAGAGACGCAUCGACUGCUGUGAAACGUUCCUUUGCUCAAUCAUCACCUCCAAUCAUCGACUCCCCUUCCACUUCUAAACUUCCACGUUUCCACAACUCCCCGUCUAUCUCCUCCUCCAAGAUGCCGGACAAAAAAGCGCAUCCCUCUUCCUCGUCUUCGCGUCGACCAUCUUCCUUCCGGCACAAUAAGGGCCAUUCUUCACGCGCACCCCCACAACCUUCCCGGCCGAAGUAUCCAGUCGUCGAGGGCCCGCUUCAUGACAGUGCAUACGUCGAGUCACAACAUGGAGGCAGAGUCAAACUAUCUUCGAAACAUCUUUCCGCUCCGAAAAGUUCAGUUAACAACUGGGCAGCACAAGUCUUGGGUAAAAUCCCUCAGUACGAGACUGGCCAAGUGGUGGUGGGUGGUCGUGAAGUUUGGAGAACUACCGUUCAGUUGGAGACCACCCCACCUUUGACUGGAAUCGGCGACGACACAAACAAGUCAAAUUCAGUGUCUACAGCAGCUCUAUCACUUGCAUAUCAGUUGAAUCAGUUAGGAACUCUCGAUAAUCCUCCGAAAGCGAAAGCAGAAGCACCUCGGACCACCGCUCUUUCAGACGGCACUGUCGUGACAGUCGACCAAGCGCGUGCAUUCAUGGACUACUAUUGCCGGAAGUUCGGGUUUGAGCGACCAGACAUCAAAUUAGAAGAGAGUCGAUCGGGAUGGGGGGCAUUCAUGGAGGUCGGUGGUCGCAGGAUUGGGAUCGGCAAAGCUGGCAACAAGAAGAACGCAGAGACAGCGUGCUACUUGGAUGUGACGAAAUAUCUGGAGAGCUGUGACCCGGAACUAUGGAAGGCUUACGUUGAAGCGGAUUUGGACGGAACUGCUCUGGGAAUGGCGCCCAGAGUCUUUUUCGAGAUGAGCGAGGAGCUCGACGAUGAAGUUCGUGAUCUUUGCGUGGACAUCAGGAAGAGUCAACUUUUUCGGAAAAGACCUGUCGUCAGCGCCCAGGCCCCACAUACUGCCGGAGCUAUUGCCACAGCACCUCGGGUUCAUCGCCGGUUUGACCCUGAGAUGGCACAGGCCAAAUCAGCUCGACUUUCCCAAGCACGCAAUGAUUACCUCGAGAAUAGCAAGUUGGAGAACCUCCGGAAGCAAAGAAUGUCACUUCCCGUAUUCACCAAAGCCGACGAACUUCUCGCCCACGUCAAGGAUAACGAUGUAACUAUCUGCAUGGCUGCGACUGGUUCUGGAAAAACAACGCAGAUCCCGCAACUGAUCCUGGACAGCUUCAUUGAGGAAGGUCAAGGCGCUUCGUGUAAUAUCGUCUGCACACAGCCUCGACGUCUCGCAGCGCUCAGUGUGGCAGAUCGUGUCGCGAAAGAACGAGGGGAAACUGUCGGGAAUUCGGUUGGGUAUCAAGUGCGAUUCGAGGCCAAGCUACCUGAGGAAAACGGGAGCAUCACGUUCUGCACAACCGGAGUUUUCCUCAAGCGGAUGCAAUCGAGCAUGAGCAACGACGGGCGAGAGGGUCGUCCGUUGGAUGAUGUUACUCACGUUGUGGUUGAUGAAGUCCAUGAACGAGACGUGGACACUGACCUGCUACUGGUCGUCCUCAAACAGCUGAUGGAGGACCGCAAGCGCCGGAACAUUCCACUGAAGGUCAUCUUGAUGAGUGCGACUAUCGAUCCCACCCUAUUCCAGAACUACUUCCUUGAUGAUCACAAUCGACCUGCGCGGGUCAUUAGCAUCCCUGGUCGAUCUUUCCCAGUCGAGAAGCAUUUUAUGAAUGACUUCAUCCCCACUAUCCUCAAGGGACCUGCCUCCUGGAUCAUGUCCGAGCAAUCCGUCUCCAGGUACAUCGAUCGGGAGAUGUCGGUCGUUCCCUUGUCUGGCCAGGAGGAAGACUUGGACCUCCCCGCUCCGUUGGUUGCGGCCACUGUGGCGCAUGUACUACAAUUAACUGACUCCGGUCAUGUGCUGGUCUUCCUCCCAGGAUGGGAGGACAUAACGGCUGUUCAAAAGGCGCUCCUGACCCCUAAAGGGCCACUAGGCAUUAAUUUUAACGAUAGCUCGCAAUUUUCGAUUCACCUCCUCCAUUCGACCAUCCCUCUCGCCGAACAACAAGUUAUCUUUGAGCCGCCCAGCGCUGGUGUUCGACGCAUCAUCCUCUCCACGAAUAUCGCUGAGACCUCAGUGACUAUUCCGGACGUCGUAUACGUCGUUGACUCUGCCAAGGUCAAGGAACAGCGAUACGAUCCGCAAAGGCACAUGUCGUCUCUGGUUUCUGCCUGGGUCGGAUCCUCCAAUCUCAAUCAACGUGCUGGUCGUGCUGGCCGGCAUCGACCAGGUGAUUACUACGGCUUGAUCGGUAAAUCGCACGCGGAUGCUCUGCAGCCAUAUCAAACGGUCGAAAUGAAGCGGGUGGAUCUCAGUAACGUCGUCAUGCAUGUGAAAGCACUUAAUUUCCCUGGCAUGACGGUCGAGGAUGUGCUCGCUGCUUGCAUCGAACCCCCGCUGACGGAACGAGUCGCAGCUGCCAUGAAAGACCUGCAGAUGGUUGGAGCCUUGGACGCCCACAAAAACCUUUCAUCUCUAGGCCGGGUCCUCUUGCAGAUUCCUGUCGAUGUGCAGCUGGGCCGCCUUGUGUUGUAUGGGUGCUUCUUCCGCUGCCUUGAUCAAGCGCUGACACUUGCCGCGAUCUUGUCCAAUCGCGAUUCAUUUGUGUCGCCCAUGCAUCUGAAGGCAGAGGCAUCCAAAGCCAAGAUGUCAUGGAGUUCAUCCACUUUCCGGUCUGAUGCGCUUGCAGCUGUUGCCGCGUACAAUGCUUGGUGGGCCAUGCAAUCGAGGGGUGAAUAUGUCAGCGCGAAUCGGUUCUGCUCGGAGAACUUCCUGUCGAAACCUACUCUCCUCACGAUUCAGAAAGUCAAGUCCCAUCUGCUGCAAUCCUUGUUCCGUAUCGGGGUCAUAGAUGUCUCGGCGGGGACCACCUCUUCCGCCUCCCAGAUGGGGCGGUCCUUCCAGGUUCCUCCUGUGCUCAAUGUCAAUGGCAGCUCCCAAGCUCUCCUUGCCGCGCUGAUUGCCAUUGCUUCUCAACCCAAGUUUGCGAUCCAGACUGGGGACAAAAGUUUCCGGACCGCUCAGGACAAGAUGACAUUCAUCCACCCAUCCAGUGUGAACAACCGAAAACACAUCAAGGAGGAUGAACAAGAAAACAGGCAGUUGUUCGCAUUCAUGGAAAAACGACAAAACGCGACCGUGUCGACGACGCCUCAAACCAUGCUCGUGACCACCACCAAGCUUGACCCGUUGACUUACAUGUUGUUCGGCGCAUACAAGCUUGAGAUGAACCAACGGGGUAUCGACUGCGACGGGUGGCUCCCGAUCGUGGGCAAAUUGGAUACCCUCGACGACGUGUACCGGCUGAAGACGUUGAUGGAAUCCAGCAUGCUCCGGGUGUUUGAGGGAAUCACCAUGAGCCGACGCAGUUUUAGAGCUGCGAACUUGCCUAUUCUUCCUAGAGAGGAGGCUCCCGAGUCAGAAACGGACGACGAAGUCACCCAGGAUCUCUCCAUGUCUCGAGAGGAGCUGAAAGAGCUCGAGAUGCUCACCCGGGACAUCGUCCGCAUCCUCAAUCGGUACAGUGCAGAACGAGAAAGUCGAAACAGGACUUUCUCUCGGCCGGUGACACCCUAUCGCUCAGGCUUCAACACCCCACGCUCGUCUCGCCCAGCAACUCCCAGUCGCUUUAAUCGACUGCCAUUUUAGAUAUAGGAACGCAUAGAUAGUAUCCAUUCCAGCAUAAUACUCCUACUGUAUCAUAGCAUAUUCAAAGUUCAUCUGCCCACUCAAUCUGUCACGUGCCCUGCUUUCCGAUCAUCCGCGAGCUUCAGCUUCAGCCUUAGGCUGCUUCACCAUUCACCGUCCCAGUGAUACCCCCCGCUCCAUUCUCCAAACAUGGCGUCCAACAUGCGAGGUCUCACGCAGUUCAUCGCGGACAUCCGUGGUGCACGCGUGCGAGAACUCGAAGAGAAGCGCAUAAACAAGGAGAUGGCCAAUAUACGGAAGAAAUUCAAAGGCUUGUCCUGCUCCGCCCUCGGUGUACCCGAGCUCACUCUAGCCCUCAGACGGCAAUUUGGACGGGUACCAAAAGAAGAAAUAAUAUUCACGUACAUCCUGGGCUACAAGGUCGACGUGGGACAUAUGGAAGCGGUCAACCUGAUCUCCAGUUCAAAAUACAGCGAGAAGCAGAUCGGUUAUCUUGCCGUGACGCUUCUGAUGCACGAAAACUCCGAUUUCCUUCGCCUGGUUGUGAACUCAAUACGCAAAGAUUUGGAUGGCAACAACGAAAUCGACAACUGCCUCGCCCUGCAUGCCAUCGCUAAUGUCGGAGGGAGUGAGAUGGCGGAAGCGCUUGCAGAGGAUGUGCAUCGUUUGUUAAUAUCUCCAACAUCAGGGACAUUCGUGAAGAAGAAAGCCGCGCUGACACUACUGCGACUAUACCGAAAACAUCCGGACGUCAUUCCGGCGGCAGAAUGGGCUUUGCGGAUAGUGUCAAUUAUGGAUGACAACGACCUGGGAGUGGUCGUAUGUGUGACAAGCUUGGUCAUGGCGUUGGCUCAGGAUCAUCUGGUACCUUACGCGGUGUGCUACACCAAAGCUGUUGAUCGACUGAACCGACUUGUGGUUGAGCAUGAAUACUCGGCAACAUAUGCCUAUUACAAAGUGCCUUCUCCGUGGCUGCAAGUGAAGCUGUUACGGCUUUUGCAAUACUACCCUCCCUCAGGCGAGUGCUGUCUUCGGACUGGAGCGCCCGCUGACCUGAAUGCAGAGGAUCCCAGCAUUCAGUCUGUUCUUCAGCAGGUUUUGCAGACUAUCAUGAACAACAGCGCCGAACCAUCACGCAAUGUGCAGCACAACAACGCCCAACACGCCGUGCUAUUUGAGGCCAUUGGACUGGCGAUCCAUCUCGAUACCAACUCACCUCUCGUGAACACUGCGGCUGUGCUUCUGGCUCGGUUCAUCUCCUCGAAAGAAACGAAUGUGCGGUAUCUCGGUCUCGACGCGAUGGCCCAUCUUGCUGCACGUGCGGAGACGCUGGAGCCGAUCAAGAGACAACAAAAUGUGAUCAUCAUGUCAUUGCGGGACAAAGAUAUUUCUGUCCGCCGACGAGCUCUGGAUCUGCUUUACAGCAUGUGCGAUGUGGACAACUCAGAGUUGGUCGUCGGCGAGCUCUUGCGGUAUCUCGGUGUUGCCGAUUACGCGUUGCGGGAGGAGAUGGUGCUGAAGAUUGCCAUUCUAACGGAGAAAUAUGCGAGCUCGUACAAGUGGUAUGUGGACACUAUCCUCCAAUUGAUCAGCACUGCUGGGGAUCACGUGGGAGAUGAGGUGUGGUAUCGGGUCGUCCAGAUCGUGACCAACACCGAAGAUCUGCAGGAAUACGCUGCCCGCGUUGUUUUUGCCCAUCUCAAAGCGCCCUCAAACCACGAAAGCUUGGUCAAAGUGGGAGGCUAUAUCCUCGGCGAAUACGGGCAUCUUAUCGCCAACGAGGCUGGACACAGCCCCAUCGAGCAAUUCAAGGUCUUGCACUCCAAGUCACAAUUCUGUGUUGCUUCGACGCGUUCUCUCCUCCUUUCGACGUAUAUCAAAUGGGUCAACGUUUUCCCGGAGAUCAAACCGCAGCUGCUGAACGUAUUUGAGCGCUACCGGCAUGUGCUGGACGCGGAACUGCAACAGCGAGCGUGCGAAUUCUAUGCGUUGGCACGCAGGCCGGAGGAAGACGAGAUUCUGCAAAACGUGUGCGAAGAGAUGCCACCGUUCCCACCCCGAGUGAGUGCGUUGCUCAGCCGACUGAACGCCAAACAUGGGGAUACUGGGGACAAGCGAACCUGGGUCCAUGGCGGCAAGGAGGCUCAGCUCGACCGGGCAGCUGCGAAGAAGACGACGCUGGCCCCAGUCGAGACGAAUGGUGCAGCAGCUUCACCAACAGACAAUCAAGAUAUUUUGGGGUCGCUGGCCGGUCUCGAUCUCACUUCUGCAUCACCGGUCGCAAUGUCCGAACCAAACCGCGGCGAGGAUCUGUUCUCGACCAUGGCGCAAAAUGGGGCGCCGAGGAUCGCCAUGGGCCCCGAUGUCGACCGGUGGUUCGACAAGCUGACUUGGGGUACCGAAGGUGUUCUGUACGAGGAUGUGCAAAUCCAGAUCGGGAUCAAGUCGCGAUACCAAGGCCAUAUCGGCCAGCUCGCGGUGUACAUCGGAAACAAAGUCCCCACGGCGCUGACCUCGUUCACUGCCUCGCUGCACAUCAGCGAUCCGGAGGCGUUGUCUGUGACAUUUGCCAAGAUUCCACCGAGCACAAUCGCACCUCGCACCCAGUCGCAGCAGCUGCUGCAUGUGGAAUGCAAGAAAUUCUUCGCUACUCCGCCUGUGCUGAGUCUGUCGUUCCUGGCGGGCUCGCACCAAACGCUGUCGAUCCGACUGCCAGUGGUUGUGACCAAGUUUUUCGAGCACGUCAAACUGGGUGCAGCCGACUUUUUCGAGCGGUGGAAAGUCAUCGGCGGGCCGCCUCGAGAAGCACAGUCUGUUUUCCCCAUUGAGCUGAGUAGCGUGGGACAGCUGGAUCUGGUCAAGCAUCGCAACGUCGUCAGCGGAUACCAGUUGAAUGUGCUCGACGAGAUUGACCCCAACCCCAACAACAUCGUCGCUGCUGGUGUGCUGCAUAUGGCAGUCGAAGGCAAGGUCGGUUGCUUGAUGCGGCUCGAGCCCAAUCGGGAUGCCAAACUGUGUCGACUGACUGUUCGAAGCACAUCAGAGCAAGUAGCAAGCGAAGUGCUCAAACUUGUGCAAAAGCCGCUCAAAGCAUAAUGAUUACAGACACCAGACAUUGUACAUAUUAGAUCUGCAGCAGUCAUACUUACCGGAUAAUUACAUUGUAUAAUGCUUGUUGUACAAUUCCUACUUGCGCCAUUUCAUUCCAAAUAUACCUCGCUUCUUCUUCUCUUCUUCCGCUUCCAGCGAUAACGGAUUGGCUGGAUACGAGACGGAAUCCGUCGAUGACGAGCGCGCCCGUCGGUGGGCAUGGACAUUUGCAGCCGUCUCGGCCCAACCACUCGGAGACUGCACUGACGGCUGGGGUACCGCGCGCCGGCCGGCAGCGGCGCGGUCCGGCGCGGUCGACGGCCGGCGUGGUUUCCUCGGUGAGGGCAUCGACGCAGAAACCGACAGCGAGGACGAGUGCUCGGGUCGUCGAGUUCGCUCUGCUUCAGUUCCCAUGCGAGAGGCCAUCUGACUGACCCGACGGAGAGCCGACUCUUCCACUUCGAUGCAUCGCUGGCAGAAGUCGUGCAAAACGGGGUCGUCGGGGCAAUUGACUCGAGCGUUGCGGAUGACAGCAGAUGCUAUAAUCGCGAGCUGCUUCGGGACGUCGGGAACAGCUGGCAUUGGAAUGGACUCCCGGCUCAGCACAGGCAUCAGCAUUCUUCGAGUUCUCAGUGCGUUGACCACUGCCAAUCGCUGAUGUACUUCGCCGUCGGGUGAGUCGUCAUGUUUCCAG
This is a messenger RNA of Mycena citricolor, 8392 nucleotides long. NCBI's taxonomy places the organism in Eukaryota, Fungi, Basidiomycota, Agaricomycetes, Agaricales, Mycenaceae. The record is from the annotation of a GenBank genome assembly.